AUGAAAAAUGAGGCCCGACAUGUUCCUCUAUUUGCCCUCAAUGCUGUUUUUUGGGUCGUUAAAGUCCGGCUCAAAUCACACUUUGUCAAUAUUGAGUUAGGCGAAUUCGCUUUAAGCUCCCUAAGCAAAGUAAGUAAGAAGAUACCAGGUUCUUUGCCUUGUUCUAAAGCUCAACAUUUACCUUCUACUCGUAUCUAUUCCAUCUGUACUUCAAGACAGCAUACUGACGACAAAAUAAAGAAGGAUUCAUUUUCUUCUAUAUAUACCUCUUCUGACCAUAUACAAUGUGUAUCUAACAUGCCGUGCAAUGUUUACAAAGUUGCCAUAGUCCUCCCAGUCGCGGUUCUACUCUUUUUGUUCGCCUUUUAUUAUCACCGCGUUACGCACUCUAGUCGAGUGUUUGAGCCCCCACCUUCGACCCACCAUUACAUCGUAAGACCAGAAGAAGGGUCAAAUCCAGACUACCUACUGGAUCUAGACUCCAUUCCAUGGCCAAAUGUAAAGCGACCAAAUAUUAGCAACAAUCUGAUGGUUGCGAACUUGGCACCUUUCGACAUGAAAAUGAGUCCUGGCCAAUACGCCACCUUGGAAAGGCUUAUUAGUCAGUUUGAACAGGUUAUGAUUUCCUUGAAACUGCAAGAUCAGUGGUUCCUUGGUUCUGGGUCCCUGCUUGGCUCACUUCAACAUCAUGACCUUAUUCCCUGGGACGAUGAUGCUGAUUUGUGUGUCCACCUUCGCCAUCGUUCACGAAUUCAAGAGGCCCUAACAAAUCUUCAACCUGAAUUUGGAAUGUUUUGGCACCACAAUCGAGACAAGCUCUUUUUUAAGCCACUGGAAGAAGGUGCCAAAACUGACCUAAACACAAUUGGCAGCCAUGCUUUUUUCCGUAGACCCUGGGCUUGGCCAUUCAUUGACAUCUUUUACUACAGGGAAAUUGAUGCUGUGAGAGGACAGGAGUUCCAUGAAAGAUAUCACAAAUUUAACAUGAGUGACAUCUUUCCUCUUACCUACAGACCCUUCGGCAAACGCUGGUAUCCGGCACCAAGAAGACCUAUUAGUUUUCUCCGAAGUUACUAUUCAACAAAGGAACAGUAUUGCUCAUCUCAUUCUUAUUCACAUGCUCUAGAGAAGUCAGUCGUCCCCGAAUACAUGGACUGUAGAAAACUGAUGGAAAGAUAUGCCUUUGUUCACCGUUGUCCCAUACCUGAGGAGGAGAGAGGCAACACAUCUUUGGGAUUGUGUGAUGAGCAUUUGGUUGAUGGUAAUGGCCGAAGUGUGCAUACGAUACGAACAGUUCUUGACCCAGAUGAAAUGAGUAUACCCUUGUAUACAGUCAGACAUGAGUCAUUCAAAUGCCCCUAA
This is a messenger RNA of Echinococcus granulosus, 1362 nucleotides long. RefSeq lists its product as hypothetical. The coding region runs from base 1 to 1362 and encodes 453 amino acids. NCBI's taxonomy places the organism in Eukaryota, Metazoa, Platyhelminthes, Cestoda, Cyclophyllidea, Taeniidae. The transcript has 3 exons. The record is from RefSeq and is a predicted model, not a curated record.